This is a messenger RNA of Alnus glutinosa, 1080 nucleotides long. RefSeq lists its product as uncharacterized. The record is from RefSeq and is a predicted model, not a curated record. The coding region runs from base 1 to 1008 and encodes 335 amino acids. Lineage: Eukaryota; Viridiplantae; Streptophyta; Magnoliopsida; Fagales; Betulaceae. The transcript has 4 exons.
AUGGACAAUGAUCUUUGGGACCUAAUUGAAGCAACCACCGAACCUCCAAGGCAAGAAGAUGAUGAGGCUGCUUUUAAGGCUUGGAGUAAGAAGAAUUCCACAGCCUUACAUGUAAUCCAAAUUUCAUGUGGACCGGACACAAUUUUUGAGGUUAUUCAGAUUAGUUCUGCAAAAACUGCUUGGGAUACGUUGGAAGCAAUGUAUGUCGUGUCUACAGGUAUAUACAUUCAACCAGCUCGUGCCACUGAGGAAAUUCGUUUGAACAUUCAAGACAUAGAAAAAGGUCGAAGCAAUCAAAUAAAAAUCAUCGGAUCAGGAAUGACAGGAGCUUCGAUUCAAAUUAAUCGAAUCCCAGGGGCAGCUUUGCAGAUGCAAAGAGAACUACAAUGGUUUAAGGAGGUGGAAAGUAUUGUUGUUGCUAGGUCUAAGGAACAUUUGAACAGGGAUGGUUUGACUCCUAGGGAAUUGUUUACGAAGAAGCACAUAGACUUGAAGAAAGAAGGAGAAAAAUGGAUGAAGGGCACAUCAACUUCUUGUACAGUGGUAGGCGCUCUCAUUGUUACUAUUAUGUUUGCUGCAGCCUUUACUGUUCCGGGUGGUAACAAUCAAGAUACUGGCGUCCCUGUAUUCUUGGAUAAAAGAUUGUUCAUGCUCUUUAUAAUAUUUGACGCCUUGUCCCUCUUUUCCUCCACAACUUCCGUCGUGAUGUUUUUGGGAAUCCUAACAUCACGCUAUGCAGAAGACGAUUUCCUUGAAUCCUUGCCAAGAAAGAUGAUCAUAGGACUUUCCACUCUUUUCUUUUCCAUUGCAGCCAUGAUGACAGCCUUUUCUACUGCUCUUUUAAUUAUGCUACAGGGACAAUAUUCAUGGCUAGUCAUUCCUGUCAUUUGUUUGGCUAGUGUACCUGUCACCUUAUUCAUAUUGAUGCAAUUUCCCCUUCUUGUUGACAUGUGCAUGUCAACUUACGGACCAGGCAUCUUUGAUAAGAAAAUGAAGAGGUGGGUAUAACUUUAUUCAUUUUACUGUAUAAUGUAAAUGUUUUCCAAGAAGAAUUGGCAUACUAGCCAAAACUAAUGAUUU